CGCUAGAUCUGGCCUCGGGGGUUACACACAGCUGUUUCCAUUAGCACACCCAGUUUAUCUAUGACUAUGAGUACAUAGAUGGAUGCACACCCAGUUUGCAUUAGCUCGCACUGAUCAUACUCCCAACAAACUACGCAUUUCCACAUCCACUCCUCCAAGCUCCAGCCAUGCAGGUGGUGACGGGGGCCAUGGGCGCCCUCAUCCCCAAGCUCUUCCAGCUCCUCAACGAGGAGUACAAGCUUCAGAAGGGUGUGAAGCAAGACGUCGAGUUCCUCACCAAAGAGCUUCCAAGCAUGCACGAAGCACUCCGCAAGGUGGCGGAUGUGCCGUGGGACAAGCUUGACAAGCAGGUGAAGAUCUGGGCUGACGAGGUCAGGGAGCUGUCAUACGUCAUGGAGGAUGUGGUUGACAGCUUCAUAGCAAGUGUCGAAGGCUCCGAGCCCGCCGCCAACUCAAAUAAGCUCAAGGAGCUCCUGAAGAAGAUGGGGAACUUGCUCCCCAGGGGUAAGGCUCGUCGUAAGAUUGCGAAGAAGAUUAAAGGCAUCAAGAUCCAAGUCAAGGAGGUGGCCGAGAGGCGUGACAGGUACGGGGUUAAUGGUGCGGUUGCUAAUCUAGCUGCAGCCCCACCUACCGUUGACCCUCGCUUGUUGGCUCUGUUCAAAGAGGAGAAAGAGCUUGUUGGCAUCGACGUCGCAAUGGACGAGAUAACCAAGAAGCUCACGGAUGGGGAUGGGGAUGGGGAUGUGCCCAAGCAACAAUUGAAGAUUCUCUCCAUUUUUGGAAUUGGGGGACUUGGCAAAACAGCUGUUGCCAAAGUAGUGCAUCAGGUGCUUCAAGAAAAAUUCAUGCUCAAGGCUUUUGUUUCGGUGGGUCAGAAGCCCGAUGUGAAGAAAGUCCUCAGGGACAUUUUCCUUGAGCUUGACAAGGAAGGCUACAAGAAAUCCAAUGCACAAAAGUUGGAUGAAAAGCAGCUCAUAGUAGAACUCCGAAAAUUACUUGAGAAUAAGAGGUACUUUAUUGUUAUUGAUGAUACAUGGGAUGUAGAAUCAAGGAAUAUAAUCAGUUGUGCUUUGAAGGAUAGUAACUGUGGAAGUAAAAUAAUCACAACUGCUCGUAGUUUGAAAGUCGCCAGAAAGUCCGGUGAGGCUUACCAGCUAAAGCCACUUUCCCCCAGCAACUCUGAAAAAUUAUUGUAUAUGAGAUUAUAUGGUGGUAAAAGCAAAUGCCCUAUUGAUCAUCCGCUUGAGAUAUCUAAAAAGAUUAUACAGAGAUGUGGUGGUGUACCAUUAGCUAUCCUUACAAUAGCUAGUUUGUUAGAUGGUAAAGUGAAAGAGGAUUGGUCUAAGGUCUAUGACUCAAUUGGUUUUGGGCACGGAAAAAACCAAGUUGUAGACAAUACAAGAAAGAUACUGCUAUUUAGCUGUUAUGAUCUACCCUAUUAUCUGAGACCUUGUUUUUUGUAUCUAAGCAUAUAUCCAGAAGACUACACAAUCAACAAAGAAACUUUGAUCUGGAAGUGGUCAGCAGAAGGUUUUAUCAAGGAGGAACCGGGGAUAGGGCAAUAUGAGCUUGGAGAGAGAUACUUCAGUGAGCUGGUGAAUAGAAGUAUGAUACAACCCAUCUGGGGCGGUCAUGGCUCAUGUUUCGUGACUGGUUGUCGUGUGCAUGAUCUUGUGCUUGAUAUGAUAUGUCUAUUGUCAAAUGAAGAGAAUUUUGUUAGGGUAUGGGAUGUUAAUGAUCAAAGGACAUCUCGCCAAAGUAAUUCUCGUAGGUUAGCCAUCCACAAGAUAGUCUUGGAGCAGGAUGACUCUCUGGCUAACAUGUUCACCCCACAAUUGAGGUCAUUCAGUGCCACCGGAUGUGAUUUCCAUGUGAUGCCAUCACUUACAAGUUUUGGAGCUUUACGUGUCCUAGAUAUGGAAGAUUGUAGUUUUAAUGGAGAUGACACUUAUCAUCUGGACCAUCUUGGGAGUUUCCUCCAUUUGAGGUACCUGGGAUUGUGGAGAAUAGAUAAGGUACCUGAAAAAAUAGGGAAUCUGAAGUUUUUGCAGACACUGGACUUGGGGGCUACUAGGAUAAAAGAAUUGCCACAAAGUUUUGGUCUGUUAAGGCAACUCAAGCGCUUGCAUUUUGGUGUCGCUGAAGGAAUAGUUGGCAUGCAUUUGCUGGGGAACCUAACAUCAUUGGAAGAUCUACAGUUGAGAUUUCGCACUUGGUCUCCUGAGUUUGUAGUAGAGCUGCGCAAGCUAACGAUGCUGAGGAAUCUCAAACUUUUCACUUACAAAGACUUGGAUGAUAGCCAGGUGAAAGCUCUGGUGAAGUCUCUUGGCAAACUGCAAGAGAUCCAAAUUCUGGACAUUUACUCUGCUAUUAAUGUGAGUAUUGGACCCCAAGGGUGGGAAGGUUAUGUACCACCUCGACAGCUCCGUGAAUUCAGGCUAAGAAUGGAGAAGGACAUGUUGCCGGUGUGGAUAAACCCGUCACUUGUUCAGAACCUCACCAGUUUAUGUUUCAAUCUGAAGGAAGUGAAGGCACGGGAUAUGGAGAUCCUUGGGAGUUUCCCAGAGCUCGUUGCUCUACGGUUGACUGAUCUGUUUCUGGGGUUGAGCGAGCCACAGGACUUUCUCCCAGACGUCAUGGGGGGGUUAUUCCCCAAGUUGAGGUACUUGAGUACACCUGCACCGCUGAGGUUUCUGCAGGGAGCGAUGCCGAGCCUUGAAUCCCUUGAUUACACUUAUCUCCAUGUGGAUCAGUUGAAGCGUGACACCAACUUUGUGUUUGAGUUUGGUAGCUGGGAAAACCUCCCUUCACUCCAGAAAGUGGAAGCUAUUAUCCUGAUAGGUACAGCUCAAGAGAACGAGGAUGAAGCUGUGGUUGCGCUGGAGCUCGCAGCCAGCCAACAUCCCAACCGUCCUAACCUUACAGUCAAGAAUUAGAGAUUAUAGCAGAAGCUAAUUAACUAAUUGUCAUCAACACAGUUAAUGUUACCUACUACACUUACUUUCCAAGCAAGCUCCUCCCCAAUCGAUCUCCGCUUCAACUAUUAUUUGUCUGCACCUGCAACUGAUGAAUGGCGGGCACCAAGAGCUUGUACCACUACUUAAUCGAUGCACCUGGAUUUUUUGCUUUUUUUUUCUUCCAAGCUCUGGGAUUGUAAUAAGCUACCUUUCAUUCUUUACGUGAUGAUGCUAUCAGGUUUUCGUCCCAUGGUUCAGCAAAAACAGAUGCGAGCAGUGGGUUUCCUGAUAGUGCGCAAAACUCAUUACCCCUUUCCCUUUUGCUGCUUGGCAGUUUGUUGUUUUUGCAAUGGAUCUCGGUAAGAAAAAAUUACUUAUCAUUCCCAUGAGUACAUUUUGAUAUUACUUCCGAGCUGAUUUCAACUAGAGUACAUUGUACAUCUAUUAAAGAGUGGCCUAGUGCCUCAGAAAUAUUGACUGUCACAAUGGU
Triticum aestivum (bread wheat) is the source of this 3447-nucleotide messenger RNA. Its product is annotated as disease resistance protein Pik-2. Gene Ontology annotation, biological process: defense response to other organism. Bases 168 to 2936 code for a protein of 922 amino acids. Gene Ontology annotation, molecular function: ADP binding. NCBI's taxonomy places the organism in Eukaryota, Viridiplantae, Streptophyta, Magnoliopsida, Poales, Poaceae. The record is from RefSeq and is a predicted model, not a curated record. The transcript is spliced from 3 exons.